Ectocarpus siliculosus is the source of this 2114-nucleotide messenger RNA. NCBI's taxonomy places the organism in Eukaryota, Phaeophyceae, Ectocarpales, Ectocarpaceae. The record is from the annotation of a GenBank genome assembly.
ACUGUGCAGUUUUUCCGCCGCGGGGAGCGGGGACAACCACGGGCCUCUUGGCGCCGUAGACACCAGUUGGCUGUACCACACGUCUCAGUGAGGCUUGUGAGAAAGUGUGAUGAGAGUGUGAUGACAUAAACGGGUUGUUUUCACGAGCGGACUACGGUGGGCGGCAUACCGGGGCAUGCGAUUUGCUUUCGUGGUGUGUGUUUGGCAAGAUGGUGGCAUUGAGAGCAGUUGCGCAGGUGGUUUCCUCCCGGGAUGAAAUGAAGCAUUCUCUGUGAUGGAUGCCGAAAGCAUCUGAACCCCCGAAUCUUGAUCUGUUUGCACCCCACUGGCAGCCACAAGGUCUACCCAGGAAGGGGUCAUGGAUCCCCGGACAAGGCUGCUCCUGUUCAAGAUGCAGAACACCGGCACUCUCUUGGAGGUUCACGGGAUGGUUAAGACAGGGAAGGAGGCUCAUGUCUACCACGCUCUCGCACCCGAAGACCCCGAAGCCAUGACGGGUAGCCGAGGUGUCGCGUUGAAGAUUUUCAAGACGACGCUCAGCGAGUUUGGAAACCGUGCGGCGUACGUUGACGGGGACCCUCGGUACGGCAACAUGAGGUUCAACAAGCAGAGCCGGCAGAAGAUGUUCGCCAUCUGGGCCAAGAAGGAGCACCGCAACCUGCUCCGCCUUCACCGCGCCGGCAUCCCCUGCCCGGAGCCGAUCAAGCAGCGGGAGCACACACUUGUUCUGUCCUUCAUCGGGAAGGACCAUUGGCCCGCGCCGCAGCUGCGGGAGAUCGACCUCUCCAAGGCGAACUGGCGCAGAUGCUACGCGCAGGUGCUUGAGCUGGCGCGGUUGAUGUUCCUCAAGUGCCACCUGGUACACGCAGACCUGUCCGAGUACAAUGUGCUCUAUCACGAAAAGGUGUGCCACGUUAUCGACGUGGGCCAGGCUGUGGACACCGGACACCCCAAGGCCCGAGAGCUCCUCCGCCGUGACAUGUCGGUGGUAGAGUCCUUCUUCAGGCGGAAGGGAGUAACCGGCUGCCUCGAGGCAGCGGUGGCGGAGCGUUUCGUAGUGGCCUACCGCGGCCCUUCCUCGUGCGACCACGACGCUGCUUAUGAUGAUGUAACCGGCGAAGGCGGUGGUGGUACGGGCGAGGAAGAGCGGCCCCUGAGCGGUAUGGAGGUCAUCCUGGAGCUGAUGGGAACGCCAGGGAUUGGCGCCGACGACAGGCUCCAGGCGGAGUGCGCCGCGGCGGAACCUUGGGCCUCCCGCCAAUCAAAGCAGGGCGCCCGCAACGACAACGGCGACGACUUCGUCUCAAGCGAAGAGAGCGAACACGAAGACGAGGAGGAGGGCGGCAGCCAUCCCGACUGCGCUGAGGAAGAAGAGGGAGUCGGAGAAGAGGAGGAGGCUGGUUGGACGAUGGUCGAUGUCGAGAGGGAGGAGGGGAGGGGGGACAAGGUUGAGCUGAGCGAGCGAGAGCGGGCAAGAACGUCGGCGGAGAAAGAGGCGCUCAAGGCUGGAAUUUUCUGACAAGAGUUGUAUGCUGACGCUGAUUUUUUUUUUUCUUCCUCAAGAAGGAGGGAGUGCUUGACAGUAGCGUAACACAUUGCGUGGCCGAUCGAACUUACUGUUGGUUGUUUUUUUGUGUAAAGCUGGGAGAGGUUGCUGUUCGUAAAGAAGAAGGUGUAGCUGCGUGCUGGGGGACACAUGUGUGUGUUUGAGUGGAAGAAGUGAGAGAGCACUCCAGCCGAGAACAUGAGUUCACUGCUGUUGAAUUCAAAAUUGUAUGUAGGUUCUUGCUCUAGCUGCCAUUCCUGGUUUGUGGAGAGCGCUACAGCAGUAGUUCGUUUGUACACUUGUGAGGAAAGAGAGUGCUGCCCUCUUCUCGCGUUGAAAGUCGUGGGGCAAGCAUCGCAGGAGGGGUGGGUAGGGGAUCUCAGGGAGAGGAAUCCUUAGGCGUUACCACGGAUUGGAGAGAGCUCCUACCGGGCAGAAAUACUAUGUGUGAGCGCUGAUGUAAAGCGAUAGGUAAAAAGUAAUGGAGUCGUGUAAAUACCCUCCGUGUUGUUGAUGCAGGCCGGGAGUCCGUAAGACGGCUAGCACCUAAUUUUUUGUAGCCAUGUUC